CGUUGCGCUUGGCGGUUUGCAAACGUCCUAUUUAGACAUGGAUCAGUUAUUGAUUGUAAAACUUGCGCGGAACACGGUUGUUCCGUUGGCUUACGUCUUCGCCACAGUAUUGUUCGUAAUCGCCGGCUACUUUUUGGCCGUAAAAACACAGGUCAGUCGUAUAAUAUUGCAAUAUUGUUACCUUUAUUAGUUAUUAGCUAUUACCCAUUACCUAUUACAUAUUGUUAUUAAAACUAUUUAUUUCAUUAUAAGUAUAAUAAAAAAUGUAGCUAAGAUGUGUUUGGGAAAAACAAUUCCGGUCAAUGUAAUAUUAUAUUGAUCGAAACUGUUUUAUAUAAUAUGUACAAUAUACACAUAUAUGUAUAUUAACAUCAACGGCAUGUUUUCAUUUAUUAAUUAUAAUUAUCAUCGUAAGGUAUAGGUAUACUUACCUGCGUAUAAUAGGUAAAAAAAAGGGGGGGAGGUAGAUACAUUCAAUCCUAUGAUCCUGUUACAAAUUAAUUUUAUUGAGAAAAAACUAUUUAAACAGUUAUUAUUUAUUUAGCGUAACUUACGUUAAUUAACAAACGUUAUAAAUAUAGUUAGAUAUUCAUUCGGUGAAAUAGUUAAUUAUUUGAGUUUGAGUUACACUAAAUACACGAGUAUUAUUAUACCUACCUAUAUUGUAUUAGAAGGUGAAAUUACAACUGUGUAAAAUAAGGGUUUAUGAGGAAUUUAAUUAAGAUUCUAAACAUUUUUAUAAAUUAACUGUUUAUGUGUAUUUGUUUUAUUUUUUACAGGUAAUAUUAGUUUAAUUUUAAUGAGUUUAUACAGAAUUUUAUUUUGUAGGUUAUUUAGCAUAUAAUAUUGUUUUAUAUUCGGAGUGUUGCUCCGGAUCUAUUGUUGUUCAUAUGAUGUGUGUAUUUUUAUUUUUUAUAACAUUUUUGAGAUUUUGUUCCAUUUAUUAUGUAGCUACUGAAAGAGAAAGUAGUUUUUUCUAAAUCUAAAUUAGUUUUCUUAAUACAUAAUUGCAGGGUAAAAUCAAAAAGACGAAAAGUAUAAUUUUUUAAAUUGGUUCAACGAUUUUAUAAAUUAAAAUUUUAGAUUUUCCAUGCAGUUUUCCUAAUAAUUAUGAAAAACCGCGAAAACUGUAGUCAACACGGUAUAUUUGGGUUUUUGUUCUUAUUCGGUUAAAAAUGAUUGUAGUUUAUUUUUUGUAGUAUUACUGUAGUAUUCACAAAAUACUUAUAUUGGACAACGAAGCUUUCAAAAUAUUCUAGUUGUUUUAAAACUAUUUUUAGGAAUUAGAUAUUUUUGUGUUUUUAUGUGUAUUUUUAUUUGGUAGGUAUCUGUUAUUAAAAUUAUAUCACUUAGAAGAAAUGUUUGAAAAUUUAACACAAGGUAUAUUAGAAGUUGUACUAAGUGGUCUCAAAAAUAAAUUUGAGUUUAGUUCAUUAAUUUUUUUAUAAGUUUUAAUAUCAAAUUUUAACAAAAAUCGUAAACAUUACGGAUUUUUAAAACAUGUAUAACCGAACUUCAAAUCGUUUUUCGUUAACAAUGGUUUAUCUUUGCGUAUACACAUAUAAAUUAAAUCAUUUUUUGUAUCCUACCUUCCCAACUUCCUGCAAUUUUUUAUUUCGUACUUCCUUAAUCCUUACUACUAUACAGGGUGAUUUUUUUUAUCAUGAACCAGCAAUUAUCUCGUAAUUAAUUAAGGAUUUUAAGUGAAUUUGAUUUCUGAUUUUUCAUUAAUCUUGAAAUCGUUUAAGGUUUAUUUUAAAACCAUUUUUAAUUUUAAUCCCUAAUCCAUAUACAUUAUAUAAGUACACACUUUUGAUUUUCAAAUAGGAGCUUACCUUUUUGAACACAGAUUUGAAUAGAGAAUAUUUUUAUAGAAUUUUUGAUAUGCAUAACACUAAUAUCAGAUUUACCGUUUAUGAGUUAUAGCAUUUUAAAGUUUAGACCGGAGGAGUACAGAAGGGUUGAGGGUUUAAGAGUAAAAAAAAAACUGGCAUCCUUUUCAACUAUUGAAUUCAAACCUAAUUUGUCAAGCGUAAUUCAAUAAUUAAUAAUUUACGAAAAAAAACCUAAUAACACUAUUGCAGCCUGCAGACAAAGUUUUCGCUUACAUGUUAUUUACUUCAGAUUCUCAUCGUAGCGUUUUACUAUGAUGUAGUUGCGAGGAAUGUGUUGGUUUUACUAUGAUAUUAUAAAACACAUAUAAUAUGUUUGUUUUUCUUUUUUUUCUGUCUGUAAUCAACUUUUCCAUAAAAAAUUUUGCUCUGAUCAUCAACUUUAAGGGUGGUUUCUAUUAGAUAAUUUUGUUGAAGCGAUGGGGUCAUUUUUUAUUUUCUUAGAGUAGUUUUCUUUAUAAUGGGGAAAAACCGAAAAAAAAUGUCAGAAAAACUACUAUAUUUAUUCAAUAACGGUUUUUGUUUUAUUCAAUUUGAUUUUAGAUUCUGAGUGGAACGAGGAAUGUAUUAGUUUUACAAUGAUGUUUUUUUUUAUUGAUCAAUUUUCCUACCAGAAAAUAUACUCCGAAUAUCAAGUAUAGCACUUUUUCCGAAAGGAAAUUUUCUUUGUAUGGUACUUUAGAGAGGUAAUAUUUUGAAUUCGAGAUAAUGAAGAAAAUGUAGGACUUUAGGUUAAACAAAAUUGAAAGAUGAAAAAUAAGUUUGUCAUUGGCAACCGUUUUUAUUUAUUUUUUGUUAUUAUUAAGUUUUUAUUAUUUUAAUUAUUUUUAAACAAUCAUUGUUGUCAUGGAAACGCACAUUGUUUUAAUUAUUUUACCAUAAUAUGACAUAAUACCAUACAUUGUAUUGUUGACAAAGCAACAUUAUCAACUGAACUAGGUUCAGAAUCGUUUUUUCGUUUGCUCAAAAGUUUAAAACAUGAGUUGAGUAUGAGUUGAAAUUAGCUGUGUUUAAAGUUCAAAUUUUAAUGAAAAUGCAUUUUGAUAAAUAUUUCCUGAUUUUCGUUUAAACCAAAUAGUAGAGGUACGUUAUAUUUUAUAUGUAUUUCUAAAUAAUUAUUUGAGGUUCCUUUUUUCCUAUUUCCGUGUUUCGCCCAAGUUGAGCACUCCAUAUUAUAUCAAAUAAAUGUGACUACUGAUUACUGACUAUAAAUGAAGUCCAAGAGAACAUCUAUUCCUUUAAUCUUAUAUUAAAUUAACAAACGUCUGCAACUGAUAAUAAUGUUUAAAAUUGUUUGGAAGCAAUAUAAAUCGGGAAAAUAAUAUUUGAGAGUGUUAUUUGUAUGGAAUGAUAAUUUCAUGAAACAAUAUUUUUAUUCCAGGAAUAAUAUAAUAUAGGAAAUAAGAAUCAUAUUUUGUCGGAAAUAUAUUAUUUCCUACGAUUUUUUUAACUAUAUAUAAUAUAAACCAAUAAAAUGAAUAUCAGGAAACCUACUUGUCAGGAUAGAAUUUCGCUGGAAAAUAUAUAAACGUAAUCAUCUAAAACGUGACAGUAUAGGAACAAAUAGUUUUAUUAUGAAAGUAUGAUACCUAUUAAUUAUAGACGGUUUAAAAUAAAGUGUUACCACAGUUUAUUCCAUAUUCCCAUAUGAAAUACUCGGGUAAAAAAUAUAUAUUUUUCUAAAAUUCUACAUAAUUAUUAACACUAGCGUACCAGGUAGACACUGAAAAUUCUUGAUUUUAUAAAACGUGUUUCUUCUCAGUUUAAAUUAGUUGCGUCGAUUAAAUUUUUAUACUGUGUCCUUAAACGUUCCGUUUUGGAUUAUGUGUCUGUGACAGGGAUCUGCAUACCAUUAUUAGUUAUGCUCUGGAGCGAGUGCAGCUUAAAUUAUUGUAUUUUGCAGAGUUUGUGUUGAAAAUAGAUCACCUGCCACACAAUUACUUCCCUGUUCUUGCUUCCCUACAAUUGUCUCCUCUAGCUGACAGAAAAGUUCGAGCAAAUUUAUGUUUUCUAAGCAAGUUAGUCUGAGGUCUUAUACAUUUCCUAUACCUUCUUCGAUGCAUUUUUUAAUGCAUCGAAUAUUAAUAAAUAAAUGUCGAUUACAAUUAAUUAUAAUAUGAUUAAUCUUGUAUAAUUAUUCGAAUUUAGGUAAUUUUUUACCGAGACCCAUCAUAACAUUCAUAACACUAAUUUGUUCACUGAAUGUAAGACUAUCAAGCAUACAAGGUGUGACAGAAAAGUAACGAGAUUAUCUAAACAUAAGCUAAACUAUUAAUGUUAUAUAUAAAGUGAUUACUGAAAUAUGAUUAGGAAAUACAUAUCUAAGAGUAUCAUCAGUAUUUAUUAAAAUGUUUUAUAUUUUUUUUAUAUUUAUUAGCCUUGUUAUUAGUGUGUGUUCGACUAUUUUGCCGGAAAAUGUUAGAUUUAACGACAUGUUAACAUUAAAUUUCUUGUUAAAUUAAUAAAAACUUUAGCGGAAUCGUUUUGAAUGUUAACUAAAGUUUAUGGUGAAGAAUAAGUUUUAUGAGUACCGCGUUUUUGAAUGGCACAAAAGGUUUUGUAGUGGAGGAGAGACCGUCGAAGACGACUAUCGUUCUGGGCGUCCUACCACGUUUUCAACAAACGAAACCAUUUAAAAAUUGAUAAAAUAAUUUGGCAAUAUCGUAGAUUAAGUGUUAGAGCUGAAGCAGAGACGGUUAAUAUUGAUAGAAAAAGUGUUCGUAGAAUUUCAGUUAAAAAUUUAAGUAUGAAAAAAACGUGUGCCAAAAUGGCUCCUAAAAAUUUAACACUGUAUCAAAGUUUUUUGACUGAAAAAAAUAUUAAUAUACUACAACACCCCCAUACUUGAUAGAUCUUGCGCCUUGAGACUACUUUCUAGUUCCAAAAAUUAAAAGUUCAUUAAAAUGAACCUAUUUUCAAACGGUUGAUGAUGUCAAAAUGAAAACGGCAGAACUUCUAAAAGGGUUUACUAAAAGUUAUUGGCAGUGAUGUAUGGAACAGUGUGUAGUUGCUGAGGGAAACUAUUUUGAAGGUGAUAAUCAUUAAAUUGUAAAAUUUUAAAAUUAACCACUUUUAUUCAAAAAAUCUAGUUACUUUUCUGUCACACCUCGUAUUAUUACGAUGAUUUUAAUACAAAUAUGUAUAUUGUAAUCGUAAUACAUUGACAUAAAUUCCACUCCGUUUUAAUGCUAAUCAUAUUGAUUUUCUAAAAACGGGUUAGUUGUUGAACGUUUUGUUUUAUAAUUUACUAAGGGGCUUCGAUCACCAAAGUCCAAUCCCUAUCCACUUUCUCAAUCAAUAUAUAUUGUAAUGACGUUCAAUCAUAGGUAAAUAAUUAUAAGGACAGUAGGUGUCAAGAAGUAAUCCGUGGGUUACAAAAUGUCUAUUGAAAAGAUGUAUUUUGCCGGGUAACUUAUAAUACUCACUAAAUAUAUAUGCCUCUAUACAUAAACGAAGAACUGUAGUUUUUUUAACUGCGGAAAUAUUUGUCAAUAAUUGUUUAUUUUAACUGUAUUUUGUAGUUUCAACCAAAAAAGUUUGUUGAUAGUUUUUUAUGAUUUUUUUAUUACCUAUUUUCAUAUGUUUUUGUAUAAAAUUCGAAGAUGUAAUUUUAUUAUUACCCCCAAUCAAAUAUGGUUUAGACAAGUAAGCGUGGUUUAAAAAUUAAUUAUACAUCAUUCAAAGCGUAUUAUUAUACUUAAAAAUAGAUAAUAUAUGAAGUUUGGCACAUGCAUUGUUUUGAGUUUUUGAGACGGUUGGAUGUUGUAUUUUGUAUUUGCUUCAACCAAAUGUUGUUAUGUGAAACUUAAAUGAAAUUCAUAAAUACGAUCGUGCGUUAGCAAGCUUGCACAUACUUUUUUGAUAUGAAAAUGACUGUUUUGUAAUCAUAAAAUAGCAUGACAAAUCACGGUUCACUUCAACUAACUAAAUAUUAUCUGUAUACAUAAUUAAUUGUGCAUAGUUUACAACUUAAAUUGUUAAAAAUAUACUAUAAACGAAAAAUAUAUUCAUAAAUUAUAGUGAACUCCGAGAUGAGCUAACUCAAUUUAUUCGUUUUUACGACGAUAAAAUUUUUAUCACAUUAUCUACUAAUCCAGUAUGCAGUAUCCAAUAAUCCAGCUUGACGUCAAAGAUGUAAACCGAAAAGUCAUUUUAUCUUUACAACGAUAGGUACUGGAUUUCCAUGUCUUUCAGACAUUUUUUUUUCUCAAGUUACUCAUCGUAAAUCGAAUAUUGGAAUAGGAUUGAACCCCGUGUCGAACUGGCACGAAGGUUCAAAAAUGUAGAUGUGUAUUUCGUAUAGCCGUGCCCAUCGGUCCAGAGAGAUCAUUGAUUUGAAAAAAUAACUACCUCUGAGCUAUAUAAUUUAUAAUUUCGGUGAAGUAUAAAAUAUAAAAUGUAUAGGUAUUUUAAACAUAAUUACCAAUUAUUGCGAAACUUUGUAACAUAGUAUUUAUUUUUAUUUGUAUUUUAGUCGUCCAUGUUAUUUUGUAAAGAUGGAAACUUUAAACAGUUUUUAAUUAAAAAUGUACCUGUUGUCAAAGAAAACUAUUUACCAACAGUCUGGGGGCUCAAUGGUUAUGCACAUACGGUUUUGGCCACAGUAUUUAGAGAUAUCACUACACCUAUGGUUAAAUAUGAAAGGUAAGUUUUAUAAUAUAAAUUAUAAUAUUAUACCUAAUUAAGGAACUAUUAUGUUGAGGUAUAAAUAUUUUCCAAAUUUAUUUAUGUAUUUAUUAUUUGAUAUUUAUACUGACUUAUUUAGAUAAUAGUAUUAUUCUUGCCUACAUUUUUUUGUAAUAUUACCUUACUACUAAGUUAAAAUUGUCUACUUAAGAUAGGUAGAUAAAUUGAUGAAAUUCAUAUAAAAAUCUAAAUUUUAUAAAAUGCAAGCAUACCUAACAAAGUUAAAAACAAAAAAUAAUGAUAUUAAAUUCGAGUGAAAUUGUGUCAACGAUAUUUAGAUUGACUUUACAGUUAUUAUUAGUUUUUAAAACCUCACAUAAAAAAGAGAAAAAUAUUAUAGAUUUAUUUUAUUAUGGACACAGGGAAAUCCUGACGUUAAAAGAUGGUGGUGAAGUUGCUAUAGAUUGGCGUUAUCCAAAAUCUGAUGUUCCACAGAAUUUACUUACUGUAAUCAUACUUACAGGGCUGACAGGUGAUAGCCAAUCUGAAUACGUCAGAGAAACAGUAAACGAACUGUUUGAAAAAGGCUAUUGUUGCAUCGUAUUUAAUUAUAGAGGUCGAGGAGGUAUAAAACUCAAGGUAAAAUUUUAGUAAAAUUUAAUGAAUUAUUUAAAUAUGUUACAAUAAUGAAUUCAUGCAUUAUUAUGUUAUGAGAUAAUAUUAUAGGUUUAAAAUGUUUAACCUAAUCACUAACAACUAAACAAAUCAUUCCAUUGAAAUAUUAGGUAGGUACCUAUCUUUAAUAAAAAAGCAAUGAUAAUCAGUAGGUAAUCAUUUAUAUUAGGUGACGUGUCACCGCCCACUAUAUUCCUAGGUAUUUUAUAUGUCAAAUGACCAAGUUUUUAACAUUGACCUAUUCAAUAAAGCGUGUAAUCAUUUUUUACUAUGAGUAAUAAUAAAUCACAAAUUUGACGUUUAAGAAUAAUAAAAUAACUGUUCCAAAAUCAGAUUACUCACCUCAUAAUUAGAGUUUGGAUGUUGAAGCUCAAUAAAUAAUUUAAAAAAUUAAAAAUGAAAUAAAAAUUCUAGAAAAAAAAACAUACUAUUUUUAAAAAACGUAUGUAAUUUGAUACAUAUUUUAGUAGAUAAUAUGGCUGAGAAUUAUUAAAAAUUACGACAUCAUAGUAAAAAAUUAGAGAUGUGAAAAUCGAACUGAAAAUUGAAAAUAAUUAAGUAAAUUGCAAAAAAUAUUUUUUCCAAAUUCUUCAACUUAUCCAUUCAAUCGUGCAGAGUAUGAACUUUAAUAUUUCGAAAUUUUUCUUAGUACAAUAAAAUAAAAAAUAUUCCGAAAAUACACAUGUGACAAGAUGGACGGUUGGCUCAAAACAGCUGAAGUUUACAACACUUUUUUAACCAAAUCAUAUUGAUUUUAUCUUUUCGGUCAUAACUUGAUAACUGAUUUGAUGCAUUAAUGCAAAAAAUAAAUAUUAACAUUUCAAAUCCGUAUAUAUAACACAUUUUAUUGAAAAAAUAUAUUAAUAAAACGAAAAAACAGAAAAAAGCUAUUUAAAAACAAAAAGGGCCAGAAAAACAUUAAAAAAAAAAAAAAAAUGGCUAAAAAGGUAAAAAAUACAAUAACAUUUUGUGAAUUAAAUAACUUAUACUACGUAAUAUGAAAAAAAAAUGUAUAGCUGAAGUAGUUUCAUAUUAGACCAAUAGAAAAUAGAAAUAGAAAUGUCUACAUCUUCCGAACAGUCCGAACUCUAGUCAUAAUAUUAUCUGCCUUCGUCUAUCGAUUUGUAUCGAUAAUUCAAAUUCUACUCUUUAAACUAACCUACUUUUAUUUUUUAUUUUCAUCGACACAAUAAUAAUUGAAUUCUUAGAAAACCCUAUACUAUAUUUUAAUAGACUGCCCGCACGUACUCGGCGAACAACAUCGAAGACCUGACGGAAGUGCUGAAACACGUCAAGUACAAAAGACCAAACCGACCGAUCGCCGCCAUAGGAUUCUCAAUGGGAGGGUAACAUUGUCGUCGCCAUCCUUGCCAUGGUCACAGUAGCUGUAGAACACACUAUAACCGAGAAUGAACGUACCUAAGGUACAUCUAAACUUUGUAUUUGAAUGACAGAAAAAUGUCCAAAUCUCUACAAUUUCUAUUAAUGAUUUGAUACGAUUUUUUGAAAUCCACCGCAUGCGCAUGAUUCAAUUAAUCUUCAGUGUUAUUAAUGUGAUGCAUACGUGUAAUGAUCUUAAAGUAAGAUAAAAUGAUAAAAUCCGAUAUUAGCAUGUAUAUUUGAUAUUUGAUUUAUUAACGCCAAUGAAACUUUCUUGAGAAAGUUAAGAUAUUUCUUGUGUUUCUAAUAUAAGAGUCUUUCUUUAAAAUUGUUGUGCUUUUAAUAUGAUUACCUAUAUUUUUGCAUUUAUUAUUUCAUUUUUAUGAUUUAUUUAUUAACAAUACAAAAUUAUCAAAUAUAAUCAUCAAAAAAUAAAACGUUUUAAUACGUAAAUUAUAAAAUGAGCUGAUACUGCUAAUGAACUGUUAGAUAGAUAGAGUUUGUUUAAACAGGUUUUGCAAUGACACGAUUUAUACAAAUUUCAUAAAAAUUUGAAUUUUAAGCUUUUAUAAAAAAAACUAUUAAAUGACGUUCAACUUUUUGUUGCCAAUUAGAUACAACUUAUGAGGAACCUCGUUUAAAUUGUUGAACUUUUAUUUUUAGGCUAAAACAAUUUUAUUCAAAUAGAACUAAAUAAAAAUAAAAAUUUCAAAUAACUAUUAAUAGAUUAAAAAUAGUCAAAAUAUUUUGAAAAUUAUGUUAUGUUGAAAAAUGACUGAUAUAAGAAUUUGGUGAACAUUUGAGAUUUCUACGAUUUUUUUUAACUGAAUACAACAAAAAAAUCAAACUUUCUUAUUCACCAACUAUAGAUAAUAAAUAACAACUUUAUUGUAAUUAAGUUUAUUGGCAUAUGAAAACGUUAUAUUAAUAAACCACAAAUAUUUUUAAUAUAACAUAUUCUGCAUGUGUAUGAUGUUAUUCUAAAUUAUCUGCAUAAUAUAAAAUAUUUUCAAUUUAUUUUCUGAAAAAAAAACAAAUAUAUUUAUAUUUACCAGCAAAUAUGUGUUAUGGACCAUUUCUUCUACCGGUACGUUCUUUCUUGAGCAUAAUGUGUGAUUAGUGAACUUUCAUUAUCGCUUAAGUAUAAACAUUAAAGUUUCACGUAACUUUAUAUAUUAUAUGAUAUUCCCUCUAGAACAUUGUUGGGGACAUUCUUGAUGUCACGUGAACAGACUGAAAAUAAACAUUUAAUCACAGGCAUACUGAUAUCAGUACCAUGGAAUGUAACUCAAGCAUGUAAAAAUGCGGAAGGCUCGUGGCUAAUGCGAAAAAUGGGCCAAAACUUAUCGCACCAUUUACGCAAUGUCGUCGUUAAGUAAGUAAUUUUGAAUUUUGAAAAAAAAAUUUAAAAUUCAUAAAAAACAUUUAUUGGAUUAAAUUAUGAAGCUACUUAGCAUGCAAAUAUAUAUAUAUAAUAAAAAAAAAAUAAAAAAAAAAAUAAUUGAACAAUGUGUUUAUAUUUAUUGAUUAAUUUAAUAGGUACUUAUUAAUAAUAAUUGUUAAUAUUGACAAAUAAUAACAAUUUAAUAAAAAAUUCAGAUUGAAUAAAUAUUAUAUAGGUAUUUCAUAACGGAAAAGUUGACAAAAUGAGAAAACUAUUUUAGAAAAAUAAUUUUACGAUUUUCUUGUAAUUUGAUACCACUGAGUUCUUAAAAAUCGAAGCAAACCAAGCAAAACUCUUUGCAUCAGAAUCAUAUUUAAAAUAUGAAAUUCUACACAGACAUUUUUUUUUAUAAAAUAACACUAUAAAUCUAAUAAAUAAUAACUAGCAUAUUAUCUUUGAAUGGGCAUUACGAAAAUUUGAAUUAUUCGAUAAAGUUUAAUAUAUUAAUUAAUAUUUUCUACUUUAUUUCAGGAACAAAGAUGUAAUUUUCGAUCAAGAUAAAAACAGUUCUUUGGAUUAUAACAGUAUUAAACAGGUAGAAUAAUAUAUAUUCAUAAUAAUAAUAAAAAAAAAAAAAAUAAUAUAAUUAUUAUAUUAUUUUAAAUUUUAAUUAGAUAGUCUUAAUAAUAAUAAGUAGGUAUUAAAUAUCAUAAAUAAAUACUAACUAACUGAUACAAUAAUUUGGGUACUAUAUUGUAUUGUAAUAUUAUUAUAAAAUAAAUUAACAUUGAUUAUUCGUAAUAGUAUAAAUAUGUUAGCAAAGAGUAAUCAUUAACCACAGGCGAUCAUAUCGAGGUGGCGUCAUCAUUUUUCCUGUAGUAGAAAAUCAGGCUGAAUAAUUGUUUUUGUUUUAUUAUACACUAUCUGUUUCUGUUACCAAUUACUUCUUUUGCGUAGACAGUUCAUAAUGCCUUAUCUACAGUGUGUAUGGAACUAUAGGACACUACGAUUAUGAAGCAUGAAGACAUAACUUCAUAUUAUGAUAAAGGCUGCAAAUAAUCAGGUUGUGACAGCUAGGGCAUACGUAAACUGCGUUUGAUUUUUUUUUGUUAACUAUGCCCAGACAUUCAUCUAAAUUAAAAAGGUAUAAUGUCAACUAUGCCCCGUUUGUUUUUAUUACCAUAUUUUAUACAACUUAAGUUAAUUUUCUGACCAAACUCAUUCAAUACUCACAAAAAUAUUAGAGUAUAUAGCAUAUGACUACAUAAAAAUGAUUUAUUUGGUAAAAUCAUAGUAUUUGUGAAAAUACAAACUUGUUAUCAAAUACUAUGACUAUUGAUUAUUAUAUAAUCAUCACUAUAUAUCACUAAUAAAUCACUAUAUGUAUAGACAUGAUAAAUAUAUAGAUACGGUAUCUAUCGAUCUAAUAAUCACUUAAGUCACUAUGACCGAACAUUUCAUGUCACAGCAUUUGAUUUUAAAUAAAUAUAGAGUUAUUAAUUUUUUAGCUGUUACUUGGGCGCAGUCAACAUGUCAUAUUUUUAUACUUGAUAAAAAUUCGGGGGAAGCAUUCAAAAUCUUGACAGUCAAAAUCUCAAUGGUUAUAAUCCCGACAGUUAAAAUGUUGAUAAGGUCAACACUCCGAGAGUGUCGGAAUCCCGACAGAUAAAAUCCCAACAAGGUCAAAAUCAUGACGGUCAGAAUCCCGACAUAGUUAAAACCCCAACGGACAAUAUCAUACAGAAUUUCACAUUGACAUGAUAAUUUGCAUCCCCAGAUGAUGUGUAGGUAAUCGCCUAAUUAUGCCUCUUAAAAUUUUACUGGUUAUCAAAGUGUAAAAAUAGAAAGAGAACAUAUUUUACGUAUAAAAAAAUAUAAAUAUUGCAUAGAAAUAUUAUGGACUAAACCAUAUAAAAAAUCCAAGAAGCUCCAGUUUUAUCGAUCCUUCUUAUAAAUAAUCAUACGUUUUAGGUUUUGAGUGGAGCGAGGAAUGUAUUGGUUUUACAAAAAUGUUUAUUUUAUUUUAGAUUCCGAGCAUAGCGAGGGCCUAUUCGUUUUACAAUGCUGUUUAUUUCUUUGUUCUAGUCUGUGGACACGUUUCUUUUUAGUAAACUUGCUCUGAUUUUUACAUAUAGCAACUUUUCUAAAAUCUGAAGUUGUCCAGAUUGUACUUAGUACAAGUCAUUUUUUUGAUUUUCGGCGCUAUUUUUUAAAUAAAAGCACUUAGGUUGCAAAAAACGCAAGAAAACGUACAAUUUCACUAUUACAUUAUUUUAUAAAAACACGGACAACGUUUUCUACCAGUUUUCUAACGUUUUCUAAAAAAUCAUUUAAUCGAAAAAUUACGAAAUACCUUUUUUGUUGCUUUUUUGAUUUACUUUCUUACGGUAUCAUCGCCAAAACUUUUAAGAUUUUAAGGAACUUUAAUUUUUGGGAGUUUUUUUAUUGUAAUUCGGUUAUAAAUACACUUAGAGACUUGAAAUUUGGUAAUAAUACUUAUAUUGAACUUACUUAGACGUGGUAAAAUUUCCGAAAAUCAUCGGACGACUGUUUUUCCUUUUUUAAAUUUUUUACUAUGGUACUUUAUUUUAUUUUUUUUUUAUACUGUAGACCACUUUUAUCCUAGAAAACUUUUUUCGAUGUAUAAGUGUAGCACUUUUUCUGAAAGUCAAUUUUAUUUACUUGGUAAAUACAUAGGUAAUUUUUUGAUUUUCGAAACAAUAUUUAAAAUAAAAACGAUUAACCGACAAGAAAAAUAAGAUUUUUUCACGAUUUCGUUAUUUUAAAUAAAUACCUACAACGUUUUUUAGCACAAAUAAUGAUGCAGGUUAUUUUUGAAUUUUUGAAUUAGUUUUCAUAAUAAUCGGGAAAAAACCUAGGAAAGUUAGUUUAAAAAAAAAAUACGGCACUUCAAAUUAUGUAUCACCGAACUGUGCUCGGAAUCGUUUUUCAUAAGCAAUGGUUUAACGUUGUUUACAAAUAUAUAAUUGCUAAAUUAUGCUAUCGAAUAAUAUAUUGCUUAUAAAUUAAAUAACCUUAUGUAUUCUACCUUCUCAACUUCUUACCUACAACAUUGGCCGCACCUGUCUUUAGUAUCAGCUCUCUUUUAAAAUUUUUUUUUUCUGUGAACAACUUUUCUACCACCAAUUUUGCUCCAAUUUAUAAUGAUAGUACUUUUUUAGAAAAGAAAUCAGACUGGGUUUUUUGAUUUUUCCAGGAGUUUUCCCAAUAAAUGAGAAAACCGGGGAAAAAUUAAGGAAAAACCGUAGGCGAAACAGGCAAUUAUGUCCAAAUUUAACAGAUAUUAUUAAAGAAAAUAUGCAUAUGCAAUUAUUUUUUCUAUAAUAUGACAUUUAUAUUGUUGACAAAGCAACAUUAUUAACCGAACGCCGUUUAGAAUUAUUUUUCGUUAGCAAUGGUGAUUAGGUUAUGGUUAAUUUUUAUGUACAGAUAUACAUUCAAUAUACGAUAUACGUUCGUCUAUUUUUCUAUUGAUAACGUUUUUUUUGUGUAGAACGUUAUUCAUCACGAAUAAUAUUUUCGAUUUCUAAAUCAACUCGAUUCUGCUCAUUCUUAAACUUAUUUAUACAAGUGAAAACACCAACAUGAGCUUUACCAACCAAAGUAGCUCAAUGCUGAUGCCAAGCUUCAACAAUAUGUUUUGUCCUCGAAAUACCUUAAUCAAUCAUUAAGUUCAAAACAGCCUAAAUCGUGGUGGGAAAACAGUGGAUCCAUACUAAAUACUAAUAGAACAUAAAGAUUACGAUAACGGACGGAAAUGGCAAGAAAAAAAAAUUUAGCGUAAAGUGCACAGCGCUCUUUUAAUUAAGCCAGGUUAAUUAUAUUUCUAUUAUAUAGACAUAGGUGAUUUCCUGUAUAAAUACAUCAGUGGUGGAUCCAGAGUUGAAUUUUGAAGGGGGUCUCCUAAAAAAAAUGACUACUUAGUAAAAGAAAAAGGUACUACACACUUCACAGUAGUAUAUACUUCACACUUGGGUGGGUCACUGUUUAGGUGAAAAGUUGGAAAGGUAGAGGGGAAAUUGAAUGCAUAUAUGUAUGCAACGAUUAUUCAUUGCUAACGAAAAACGAUUCGGAGUUCAGUUAAUAGUGUUGUUUUGUCAAUAAUAUAUUUGUCAUAUUAUGGUAAAAUAAUUAUAUAUUCAUUAACUAUAAAUUGUGUUUAAUAUUGUACCUGUUUUACUGAUUUUUCCCAUUCAUUAUGAAAACAGCUGGGAAAAUCAAAAAAUCACCUCUUUUAAGUAUCACCUCAGUUAGAUUUCUUUUCAGAAAAAUUGCUAUCAUUGUAAAUUGGAGUAAAAUUUUAAAUAGAAAAGUUGUUCGCAAAUAAAAAAAAAUGUAUAUAUAUAUAUAUAUACAUCAUUAUGAAACCAAUACUUUCCUCGCUCCAUUCAGAAUAUAAAAUAGGUAAUAUUGAGGAUGGAUGCAGCCACUGUUGUAGGUGAUAAGUUGAGAAAGUAUAGAACACAUAAGGUUAUUUAAUUUAUGUUUUUAUAAGUACCAAUUAACCAUUGAUAACUUAUUUUUUGAUCGAAGUAAGAUUUCUGGUAGAAUUAGUUUUACAGACAGAAAAACAAAUAAACAAUUCAUAUCAAACAAUUUUGUACAAUCAAUACAUUCAUUGCUCCGUUCAGCUUUUCUUCCUUAAAAAUCAUGUAUUAUAUACGUGUUGAAUAACUAAUUAUUUGUGGAAGUAAAAUCUUUUUUAUAGUCUAUAGUCUGUAGGAGGGAUGAGGCCCCUGGGGCCUCUCUAGAUCCAUCACUGAUUUGCAUACAAAAAAACAUAUUCGUCUAAUAAAUUAUUUUAACCGAGUUUUUUCACUGAUUGAUUAUAAAGUGUAACACCAUUCGAGAAUUCGAUACAGCGUAUACCAUUAAAAUGUUCAACUACACCAACGUCUAUCACUACUACGAGGAUGCGACUCUGAGCAACAAAUUGCAUAUGAUUAACGUACCGUGUUUGUGUUUAAGUGCAGCGGACGAUCCAUUUCUUUAUCUAAACGGUAAAAAAAAAAAAAAUUAAAUGAUAAAAAUAUUCGGAUAUUUCAUAUUAUGAUAAUAUUAUUGAAUUUUUAUUGCAGACAUACCUGUUCGUGAAGCCGACCAACACAACAAUGUGGCCAUACUAGUGACUUCCGGGGGUGGACACGUGGGCUACUUGGACAAGUUUUGGCCGUUCACAAAUAAUAACUUCAUGUUAAAGCUUAUCCAACAAUAUCUUGAUGCGAUUACGAUGAACAAGAAUUACGAAAAAUUGGAUAAAUUUUAAACAAAUCGAUUUGUCUAUAUAAUUAUAUUAGUAUAAAUAUUAAUAUAUUGUUAUUUUGUUUUAAUUAUCGUUAUUAUACUAGAUAGGUAGAAUCUAGAAUCGGUUUAAUGAUAAUAAUAAUUAAGUUAAAUUAUUGAUGUUCUAUUAUAUUUUGUUACUGUGAUUUAAAUUCUAUUUUAAAAAAUUAUAUAUGUUUCACAAAAAAAUUAAUUUAUAGUUUAUAUAAAAUUAAAUGUACACUAAGGGUAUAAUAUAACAUAACAUUAUAUAACCAAUGGCAAAACCAAGAUUUAUUUUCGUGGUAAGAGGAGAGGGGACUAUGACUUUAAAACAUCUGUCUCGAUACAUUUAAUUUCUUUAGAUGAGGUAAAGAAUAAGUUGGAUGUAAAGUAUUUAAAUAUACUUUUAUUAGUUGAGUAAUAAUAAUAUAAAACCAUAUUAUAUAAUAAGACAUACUUUGUACCAUGGGUAAGCCACUAUUGUAGGUGGGGAGUUCAGAAGGUAGGAUCACAGGAGUAGCUAAGAUUUUUAAGUUACUAUAGUUUAAUUAAGUCCAUUGGUAAAUCAUCUCCCCAAAAUACCUACUACUAAUUCAUGAUUUCGGGAAGGCUAUAAAUACAUUAACUAAGAAUAAGCACUUCCUACCACUCAUAUUUACGUUAGUAGGGAAAUUUUUUUUUACAAAAUUAUUCUAAUCAAAUAAUAAUUUUGAACAGAGCUCAGUAAUUGGUAAGUUUAUAGUGGUCCCAUUUUUUUUCAUGUAGAUAAAGGUAACCCAGAAUCAGCAAACUUUGGUUGCACCACUAUAUAUGUAUAGUAGCCAU
This is a messenger RNA of Cinara cedri, 16068 nucleotides long. The record is from the annotation of a GenBank genome assembly. Lineage: Eukaryota; Metazoa; Arthropoda; Insecta; Hemiptera; Aphididae.